Messenger RNA from Acytostelium subglobosum LB1, 966 nucleotides. RefSeq lists its product as hypothetical. NCBI's taxonomy places the organism in Eukaryota, Evosea, Eumycetozoa, Acytosteliales, Acytosteliaceae. The transcript has a single exon. The coding region runs from base 1 to 966 and encodes 321 amino acids. The record is from RefSeq and is a predicted model, not a curated record.
AUGACAAAGAAGAGAGUGCACACUCAGAGGUCACCUGCAGUGAAGAAGGAGGUGGAUCAAGAGCAGCAGAAGAGGGAUGAUUAUCAAGCACCUGAUGAUGAUGUGAUGGGAUCGCUGGACAAGUGUGAGCAUGUCACAAAGGUGAAGGUGGUAUGCAUCGAUUGCAAGAUGAUGUUAUGCUCUCUCUGUGCAGUCACCAGUCACAAGCCACACAAUCUCGAUCACAUUGACAACAUCAAACAAUCAAUCACAAAGAAGAAGGUCAACGACACGUUUGACAAGAGAUUGAAUGAGUUAUGGGAUCAUAUGCAGAGUCUGUUGACAACGUACAAGACACAGGAUAAUGCUGUUAAGGAUGUCGUGGGGCAUUACAAACGAUUGCAUGAUGCACUGGUGAUCGAGGAACACAUGAAAAAGAAGGAUAUCACUCUCGAGAUGGAGCGAACUGAAGAGACCAUCGGUCGCAUUGCCAAAGAGAUCAAUGAUAUUCACUCAUUGUUCAACAAGGUUGGCGACGGUGAGUGUGAGACAGACACUGCAGAGUUGAUGAGAGCUGCCACAUCAAGCAAGAGCAUAGCUCAGUUUGUCAAGAAGAUACAUGUCAAUGAUGAAAGUGGUGCGGCUGCUAUCAACACCGACAUCACAUUGUUGACCAAGUUCUUGGAGUGCAAUCAACAGAUGACCACCAAUCAAUAUCAACUCAGUCGUCCAUUCAGCAUCAAGACUCAACAAUACACCGAUACAUUCACUGGACAGAUGCGAUCAAUCAUUGAUGUGAUCGAUUCAAAGACUGCAUGGAAGUCAUCACAUCAGAUGGCCAACGAAAUCUUCACAUUCAAUGACGAUUGCAAUUGUUUCUUCAGACCAACAACUGGGAAAUUUAUGAGGUACCACAUAGAUAAAUCAAAGUUGGUUAGGAAUGGAGUCAAGACAUCAACAGUGUAUGUGUUUGGUGGCGAAGGAUAG